Molecule: messenger RNA, 2004 nt
Organism: Hyaloperonospora brassicae
Lineage: Eukaryota; Oomycota; Peronosporomycetes; Peronosporales; Peronosporaceae
Source: the annotation of a GenBank genome assembly
AUGAAGUCUCAUGAGAGCUCAAUGCUAAUGACGACGACGACGACGACGACGACGACGGACGACGACGUGCGCGGCCGAGUGCACCCGGAAGAGCUCCUGUUGGAGGCGUACGACCUACAAUGGGAAGUGGUUGAGUUGCGGUGUCAGCGGCUUGAGAAAACGUGGCAGCAUUUCCUUCUGACGGAAAAGAUGGAGCGAGAGGAAUUACAGUACAAUUGUCAAUUACGUCGACUUGAGUGCGAGAAGAAGGAGAGAAAAAAGAAGCACAAGGAAGAGAAGAAGAGGAAGCAAGAAGAGGCACGUGAGAAAGCUGAACGUGCGCGUGAGGAGGCCCUGCGUUGUAAAUGGGAAAAAGAGCGAGCAAAAGUGGAAAGGAAGAAGAAAGUGACAGGGCGCGGCACGCAGACGGACGAAAGUGCGUUAAAAUUGACGAAGAAGAGCAAGGAAAAGAGCAGAACAAAUUUGAAGGGGCUAACGAGUGGGGCGACGCAGGAAAAGCAAGAGCAUCAAAAGACGAAAGGAAAGAGAAUCGCACCAGUUCGUGUACGAGUGACAAGACCAGACGAUGAAGAGGUUGUCACUGAGAAGGAAAAGAAGACCACGAGUGCAGUCAGUGCGUACGAUAGUCCACCGCCAGAGCUCCCUGACAACGGUCUGCUGAAUCUGUUAUCGAUGCUCAAAGAUAGCAGUGACUCGGAUGUCGAUAAUGAGCCAUCCACAAUGAGUUUGAUCUUGCCGGGCGUCCAAGACGUUGCAGAACCACCAUUGCCGAUGAAGACGAAGGUACCAACAGCUCAGAAAAAGGUGAUGAAGAAGAAACGAAGUCCACCACUGGACUUCAACUUUACAAAGGCAGAAGCAAAGCGGCAGGCUGAAGUGGACGCAGCUGCUCGGGAUGAACAGGACGAUGAGGAUGGCGAGCCCGAGGCUGAACCGGUGCCCGCGCCGCCAGUGGUGCCUGUUAAAAAGCGUUUGAAACGCAGAAAAGAGGUUGCAAAGGAUCGCCAAAAAGCAAACUGUACUGAACCGGGAGAUGAUUCGGCGAGAACGGCCGCAACAAAGAUUGCGAUCGCUGCCAUCCCCGAGAAGGGUGCAGCAAGUGUUGAGACUACUGCCGGGUCUGUACGCAAAACGACGAUUGGAAACGGCAAGGUUGUGCGAGAUCGUGUGACCAAUUCGAAGUCAAAGAAUGCACCACUAGUAGCUGAGGUCGAGGAGUGUGUGGUCGGUCCGCUACAAAAGAGGAAGACCGCUGGUAAAACGGAGAUGAUGUCGAUCAAGGAUCGGCUAGCAAACGCUGAGCUUCUCGCUCAAAUGAGCAAGAGACAAGAUAUAAGCACACCGAAAGUUUUGGGGAAAAACAUGAAGAACGCACAAAAGCAAGGAGCGGCAAAGUCGCUGGCAGCGAAGAAGCAGGCGGAAAUGGGAGAAGCGUUGUCGGAUGAUACAGCAGACGCGGACGUGCCUCGAUCAGAUCAAAUAAUUGCCGAAGAAGAUUUGAACAUUAGUCUGAACAGCAGCGGACUGAUGAGCGACAAUGACUCGCCCGAAAACCUGCGUGCACCGACGCGGAAACGACAGCGGGAAGCGAAGCAAGUGGAUGUGACCCCCACGAAGAAGCUGCAGUUUCUUGAGAUCACGAAACGUUUGGCCAAGUCACCAAUGCCACGACUGCUGCGGACUCCCACCCCUCUCAUGUCACCAGUAGGUCCAUCAGUUCUCAUGAAGCCGAAAGCUGUAUCACCAGGCCCACGCACUGCAAGCGCACGUAAUGCGUCAACAAGAAAUGAAGGGGCGCGUCGCAUGAACUCAGCUCCCGUUGGACCAAAGAGGGCUUCCAAUGCAAACCAUUUUGGUGUGCCAAACCGAUUUGCAGGCGGUGCUGGUGUCGCUGCGGGCGUUGGCAGUUUCUCAAUGUUCGACGCGUUUGUGAACAGUGGCAGCAACGGAUCGAUUCCACGGCUUAAGCUGAAAACUCGGGGCGGUGUCUCGCCAUCGCUAUAA